Cherax quadricarinatus is the source of this 10692-nucleotide messenger RNA. Lineage: Eukaryota; Metazoa; Arthropoda; Malacostraca; Decapoda; Parastacidae. The record is from RefSeq and is a predicted model, not a curated record.
GGCAAGACGUGUGUGUGUGUGUAUGUGUGUGUGUGAGGAAGUGGACCAGACAGUACCUCCACCACCUGCACUUCCCUACACCGUCGCUACCCCUCACACUACUGCCGGUUUGUUGAUGGAGGUCUGGUGGUGGUGACGGGAACUCCAGGAAACUGGAUAGCGUGACGGGUCUCAGUGAAGUGCGGUCCUAGCCAGGCAGCCAGCCAGAUAACUAGACAGGCAGCCAGCUAGCCAGAAAACCAGCCAGAGAACCAGCCAGGAAACCAACCAACCAGCCAGACAGCUACCCAACCAGAUAACUCGCAAGACAGGCAGCCAGCCAACAAGCUAGUCAGCCAGCUAGGCAGCCAGGCAGCUAGCCAGCCAGCCAGACACCCAGCAAGUCCCAGCUGAAUGUGGGGAGAGACCAGGGAGCAUGCAGGUCGCCCAGUCAAACACAGUGCAAGACAUGCUGCAACACACGGUAGAAGACAUAGUGGAAGACACAAUUGAAGACAUGGUGGAAGACAAUGAACACAGUUGAAGACAUGGUAGAAGACAAUGAACACAGUUGAAGACAUGGUAGAAGACACGGUGAAAGACACUGUGGAAGACACAAAUUACAGAUAGACAAAGUCUUCCAGUGGGCAAAAUUGUUAAAGGGAUUAUUGCUGAGCUGCCCACCAUCACAUCGCCAGCCGAGACUCAAGACCCACGCCCCACCACCAGGAACCACCACCACCACACCCACAAAACCAAACCGUGGGCAUGUGCGAACACUUCCGCCCACCCACAGUUGCUGCUCUCAGCCCUCACCCAACGCUUAAAUCUCACUAUUACCACAUUAAGUGAGUGACGAGUGUGAGAAUAUAGGUGUGAAGAUGCGGGUGACAGUGCGAGGGGUGCUGGUGGGUGGCAGUGUGGGUGUGUUGCUCACCACAGUGUUGUUGUGGUCACAGUGCCGGUCACCUAUGCCACACCUGCCCGUACACCAGGCAGCCCACGGCAGCAAGCAACAACAGCAGCAGCAGCAACAGCUUCACAGAUCACCGCUGCAGACUAGCCAUCACCCGGUGGGCGGUGUGGUGGGCGAGGAGACGUACGUGGAGGCAGAAUAUAGCGUGGGCGGUGCCGUGGACACCCAGCACACCCAUGCUCACCACCAGGAGGGUGGGGGCGUUGCGGGAGUGGAGGCAGCUGAUGAAGGUGGGGGUGAGCGACUCUUAGAGAUCACCUGCCUCAUCAACCACGAAUCUGAGGUAUCAUGCAGGAGGGAUCACAACGACGUUUACGUCCCAUUCUCCUUUCUGCAUACCUACUUUGAGGUGUAUGGGCAUGUGGAACAGAAGGCAGAUGGAACAGAGGUUUUUGAGUGGUCACACAGUUAUAGCCGUGUGUACCAACCACAAGGCACUUACAACCCUACAGCCACUUUCUUAAACUUUGAGCUAUAUAAUGUGGAGGCCCGAGAGAGGGUUAAGUGCAUCUCUGGCACUGAAGGUGUGCCAAUAUCUACACAGUGGCAGAGCUCAGGCUACACCUACCCCAUCCAGAUUGCUCAGUUUGGUCUCUCCCAUUACUGUAAAUACCUCACUGAAAAUCCUCCAGAAAGGAUAAUGUUAGAAGAUGGUGGUGAGCAUAAGGGAGUAUGGCAGCUGGAGGGACCAAGCACCAAAGUGUUCAGAGUUCUUGAUCAGUCAACACAUACUAAUAUCCUCAAGUUUAAGGUGCCAGAGAUAUCAUCCAAGGGUAGUGCUACACUACACUUACCUCAAGGUCACACACAAAAUAUGUUGGUGUUGAGUCUCAGUCUUCUACUACAAGGGAAUGGCAGUUUUUCUGUUUCUGCUGAAUUUAAGGAUAAGAAGAUGGAGUCUGUGAUGAUUCAUUACAUUCGUUCCGACAAAUUACUUCAAGUGAAGGAUCGCCAUAUAUACUAUGGCCUUGGGGAGCAUCUUGGAUGGCGGCGCAUCACUAGAAAUUUGCUUAUUGAUGUACAUAAAGGGGCAAGUUCCUCUCCAUUUCUGCGUAAAAAAUUUAAGAAGGUAUCAAGAUCUAAGCUGAAUAUUGUGUCCCUCUCAGUGCAUGGAGAAGGAAGCAUAGCCAACAUUACUUUAGCUUCUGCAGAGCACUUACAUCACUUUUAUGAUGCUGCCAACUGGCUACUAAAGCAUCAGGAUGAGCAGGGAGGUUGGUCUAUCCCUGUUCCACGCAAGGUGAUCAGUGGGGUGCUAGAGCUUGGUGCUGGCUGGUACUCAGCCAUGGCUCAGGGCCAAGCUAUGUCCCUCCUUGUUCGAGCUGCACAUCAUUCUGGCGACUCUCAAUACCUAAAGGCUGCAGUACGAGCCACUGCGCUAUUUUCUGUCAAUGCAACACGUGGUGGUGUGCGAACUUACUUCCCUGGAGGCUAUGUAUGGUAUGAAGAGUACCCAACAAACCCUUCACUAUUUGUGCUCAAUGGAUUCAUCUAUAGUCUCUUGGGGCUUUACGAUUUAAAAGAAUUUUCAAGAGACUCCAGUAAUAAAAGCCGGGAUUUGUUUGAAGAUGGCAUGAAAUCUCUAAAAAAGUUGCUACCCCUCUAUGAUACAGGCUGGGGAUCCUUGUAUGAUUUGCGUCAUUUCACAACUCAUGUAGCGCCCAACAGAGCGCGCUGGGACUACCAUACAACCCACAUCACCCAGCUGCUUUUGCUGGCAUCCAUUGAUACAGAUCCUGUAAUAUCUUCCACUGCCCAGCGCUGGAAGGACUACAUGAAUGGCCAUAGAGCUAAACACAAUUGAGAAUUCCAAUGUGAGUAAAUUACAAAACAAAAAUUUCUCGUAUGUACAGACUGUACUUAGAUUUUUUUUCCUGCUAAUGACUAGGGCUUGAUAAACUCAUGGUUGAGAAAAUAAAUGUAGGUGAGAAAGGGAGAGUUUUUACUGCAUAUGCUGAAAUAUCAAACUUUUUUGUAUCAAAGGCAUUUCUGCAAGAAAAUAAGCUUUGGAAUUUUUGAUAAGCUAAACUAAAGGAAGAGCCAUAUUGCAGUGGAUAAAAAUAAUGUAAUUGUCUCUAUUUGCUGGAUACAGUAAAUCUUAUGUCUGCAUGUAUACAUUAUAUAUAUACACACACAGUAGCCACUUUAUUAGUAACUAGAACAGCCUGAAUUAUUCAUGGAAUGGAUUCAACAGGGUGCUGGAAAUAUUACUAGAGAUAUUCUGGUUCAUGUUGACAUGACAGUAUCAUGCUGUUGCUACAGAUUUAUCAGGUGUACAUUCGUGCUCCAAAUCCCAAAGGUUUAUGCAAAAUUCUGACCCAUCCAUCUGCAUGCCACAGCAAAAAUUGCAGGUUAUUAGACCAGGUGAUGUUUUUCCAAUCUUCAACUGUCCAGUUUUGGUGAGGCUGUGCUCACUGUAGCCUCAGUUCCCUGUUCUUAGCUGACAGGAGUGGAACCUGGUGUGGUCUACUGUAGCACGUCCACUUGAAGUUUCGAGGUGUGCAUACCACUGUUGUAACUUGUAAUCAAAUGAGUUACUCUCGUGUCCCUGGCCAUUCUCCUCUGACCCCUCUCAUUUUUAAGCUAAAAGGUGCUGCCACAUGAUUGGCCAAUUAGAUAUUUGCAUUAACAAGCAGGUGUACCUAAUAAAGUGGCUAUUGAGUGUGUGUAUAUAUAUGCAAAACAGGCACUCUUAACAAUGCAGAACAAUCCACUUGGUAAUGGAAAUCUUAAGCUCAAGAUAUUUUGCACUCUCAUACAUUGUCAGGAGCUAUGUAAUGUUCCAAGACUAACAACAGAUAGUAGGGGGAAAAUUCUCUGAGGCAAGGCAAAAGUGUAGUGUCAGGCCAUUUCACAGAAUUUUCUCCCCACUAUCUGUUGCUAGGCUUGGAACAUUGCAUAGCUCCUGAUGAUGCACAAGAGUCUGAAAGAUCAUGAGCUAAAGAGUUUCAUUCCCAUGUGGCUUGUUUAUAUAUAUAUAUAUAUAUACACAGAUACAGACUGUACCAUGAUCUCUGUAAACUCACUGUUUCCCAGCAGAAAUUUUCAUCUAUAUUUAUUGAGAGCUAUGAAUCUCUUGUUUUAGUUUAUGUUCAAAAUACUCUUCACUUUUAUUACUAUAUAAAAAUACAACAAUGUAUUUCCAAUACAAAGCAUUGCUUUGUAUAUAAAAAUCUCUCAUCAAAUAUGGCUGAAGCUACUGCUUACUGUUGCUUCCUAGUCUCUGAGAUGAAAGUAUCAAGCAUGGGUAGGUGUAUUCAUGUAGGAGAUGCAAAGGAGUGUGUAGAGUAGAAAGACAGGUGGUUAAUAAGAGACUAAUAUAACUACUCUGCCUUGCUAUGUGAUAUUUCUGGUAUAUACCGAUCUGGGUCCACAAACCUUGCAUGGAUGGUGGCAGGUGGACGAGUCCACAGGAUGAAAACCCCAAACUCGUGUAAUUUUGUUUUGGAACGAGUCUGUGGGGUGUGCCUCUGCCAUAGUCCUCAUGUGAUCUUCCAUUUUUCUUGUGGCCACAGCUCAAACUAUAAACGAGUGUGUGUGUAAUUAGAAUUUCUUCAAACUUACACCAGAGAUUGCUGAUUAGAAAUUCAGCUUUAUUUUUUUAUAUCGAAGUGUUGACACUAUAUGUGUAUGAUUUGGAGAUACCAAUGGGCUUUUUGCCUUUAUGGAUUAUCUGCUUUGCUAACAAGACAAUUUUUAUUAGGGCUUUAAAAUCACAUAUAUCACUGUAUGCAAUUGUAUAAUACUGGAUUAUAAACUGAUAUGCUAUUAUAGUACAAUAACAUUGAAGUUUUUAAUUAAACUGUACACUGUCAAUAUUUUGACAAAACUAAAUAUAUUUUCUGAAGUGCAUAUUUCAGCAAAAACUUAAUGUUUGGAAUAAUACAAUGUGCAUGCAACUGAUUUAAAUACCCUGCAUUCAUGAUGUGUUUGCCUUCUAAGCCAAUUUUCCCCUCAUACAUGCAUAGCAGUUUGAAGAGUUCCCUGGGCUUCCACUAACAAUGUGCUGUUGUGCUCUAGAUAGUUUUCCAUCCUGAAAGUCAGGUUAACUAAUGCCUUCAUGUGGUAGUUUGUCAUACUAAUUAUCUGGUAACAAUCUUUAAAAAAAAAAAAAUUCACAACCAACAACAGAUUGGAGAUAACCCAAAAUUCCGGUUUAUCCUGGACCAUUAUUAACUCAAUAAGGAUUAAGGAUGAACCAAAAUACUGUCUUGCUUUAUCUCCAGUUUGUGGGUUAGUUGCAGAUUGUUCCACCUGCAUAUCGUGAAUUAUUCUCCUGGUAGGUAAUCUUUUGGCUCGCUGACUAGCAUACCUGUAUGGGACUUGUAGUAGUAGUUACAGUAGAUUAUCAGUCACAGGUUAAGAAUUAUUAGUAUGGCAGUGUAUUUUCAUAGAUUCCCAGCACUGUUGUUUGAUAGACUGCCAUAUAUAAAGUAAAGAUGAUUGCCUCCCUGAAGAUUAUCUCCACAGCUUUUGUCAGAGGUAACUGGCUAAGAGAGACACGUUUACUUCAUCUCUGCUCAAUCUAAUUUAGUGCUAAAAAUCUCACAUGUAUGUAUUGUAUUACCAUCAAUAUAUCAAAAAACAUGCACGUUGUGUUUGUUAUAUAUUGAAAAAGUAUAUUAUUUUUUUUUUCAACAAGUCAGCAAUUUCCCACUGAGGCAGGGUGACCCAAAAAGAAAAAGCUUUCAUCAUCAUUCAACACUUUCACUUCACUCACAAAGGUGCCCAGAUACAACAGUUUAGAAGCAUAUAUAAAGAUAACAUACCCCUCUUUUAAAGUGCAGGCAUUGUACUUCCCAUUUCCAGUACUCAAGCCCAGCUGUAUAAAAAUAACCAGUUUCUAACAGCUCGUCAGGUCCCAAAAACCAUUCACACAUGCUUGCUGGAAGUCCAAGCCCCUUGUCUGCAAAACCCCUCCCUACAACCUUCUUGAGGACUUCCCCUUCAGAUUACACGCUCUCCAAGUCAUUCUACUUUGAUAAAUUCUCUCCAAAUGACUGAACCACCUCAACAACCCCUCUAAUACUUUUAGUAACUCCACACCACCACCUAAUUUCCAAACUCCAAAUUCUCUUCAUAAUAUUUACAUCACACAGGACAUCUCCACUGCCUCCAGCCACCACCUUGCUACCCAAGCUUCACACCAAUAGAAGAGUAUUGGUACCACUGUACUUUCGUACAUUCCCUUCUUUGCCUCCAUGGAUAACAUUUUUUGUCUCCACAUAUACCUUGACACACCACUCGCCUUUUUUCCUUCAUCAAUUCUAUGGUUAACCUCAUCUGCUGACAAGUAUCUGAAAACAUUCACUUCUUCCAUACUCCCUCUCUCCAAUGUGAUAUCCAAUUUUCCUUUAUCUAAAUCAUUUGAUAUACUCAUCACCUUACUCUUAGCUAUAUUCACUUUCAACUUUCUACCUUUACACACCCUCCCAAACUCAUCUACUAACCUUUGCAACUUUUCUUUAGAAUCUCUUGUAAGCACAGUAUCAGCAAACAGUAACUGUCAACUCCCAUUUUGUAUUUGAUUCCCCAUAAUUUAAUCCCACCCCUCUCUCCAACACCCUAGCAUUUACUUCUUUUUUACAACCCCAUCCAUAAAUAUAUUAAAUAACCAUGGUCACAUUACACAUCCCUACUUUUACCGGGAAGUAAUCUCCCUCUUUCCUUCCUCCUACGUGACCAGGAGGCCUGGUCACAGACCAGGCCGCGGGGGCGUUGACCCCCGGAACCCUCUCCAGGUAAACACCCUAACCUGAGCCUCACUAUCCUUAUAAAAACUCUUUCCAGCAUUUUAGUAACUUACUACCUAUUCCAUAUACUUGCAUAUAUUAUAAACAUGAUGGCCAUCUCCCACUGCCUUGCCAGAGGCAUGCAGAUACAACAGUUUAGAUGUCACUAUAAACAGCAAAUAUCCCAAACCCCUCCUUUAGAGUGCAGGUAUUGAAAUUCCCACCUCCAGGACUCAAAUCCAGCUAGCUGGUUUCCCUUAAUCCUUUCACAAAACAUUACCCUGCUCACACUCCAUGUAAACUUUCGUAUUUGUGUGCCUCUGUCAAGAAAGUGAGAGUGAUGAUGAAAGUUUCUUUUUCGGAUCACCCUGCCUCGGUGGGAGAUGGUCAGUUUGUUGAAUAUAGUAACACUGUGACUAGCCGAGGACUCAAACUCGUGUAGUUUUGGCCCGCCUCAUGGUGAGCAAAAAAUCAUAUGACGCUCUAACCCACAGGACCACUCAAUCCUACAAGAAUCACACACCCAACAGAGCUAGAUGUUUUACCGUGAUCCGAGGACAUACGGUGGUGUGAUUCUUGUAGGAUUGAGUGGUCCUGUGGGUUAGUGUCAUGUGAUAUUCACUCACCAUGAGGUGGGCCAAAACGACAUGGGUUCAAGUCCUCAGCUAGUCAGUGUUGUUGAUUAAAUACCACUCGUUCGUGGUUACAAUAACGUGUAUAUGUAUAUACAGUAGGGCCUCAUUUAUACGGCAGGUUAGGUUUUAGGCUACUGCUGGAAAGUGAACAUCGCCAGAAAGCAGAACGCCAUUUGUUUUCACUUAUAAAUGUCAGAUAAUAAGAUUACACUAACAUAUAUUAAGUUAGCAAUAGAACAAGGCAUUAAAAAGUAAAAUACACACACAGUACACUCAUUACUUACCUCAAAAUAUUUGUAGUCUUAAUGUAGGGUGAGAAAUGAGUAGUAUUUAUUGUAAGAAGUUAGGUGUGGUAGAUCUGGUAGCCAGCCAACCCUACCCCACCCACAUGUAAUAUACUUCAACAUUUAAAGAGCCCUAGAGCGAUAAAAUGCAUAUAGUGUACACUCAUUACUUACCCUAAAAUAUUUGUAGUCUUAAUAUAGGGUGCAAGGUGAAUAGUAGGGUAGGUAGGUAUUGAAGUGUUGUAGGUAUCGUAACCCCAUCUGGCCACCCCACUCACACAUAUACUAGGCAUUUCAAGCACCCUAGAGUGAUAAAAUGCAUAUACAGUACACUCAUUACUUUUAAAAUAUUUGUAGUCUUAAUGUAGGGUGAGAGGUGAGUAAAUGAGAUUAAACAAAUAAAUGAGAGAGAGAAUGAGUACAUGAGAUAGGACAGACGUGAGUUUGUAAACAAACCAGCCGAAUGUGUAUGGUUUUAGUUCAUUCCUGCAAGCUAACUAGAAAAACAUCUCAUAUUUAUGUUAAUUUAUUCUACUGUGGGUAUAUUUAUCAUGUUUAUAUGUUACUUAGUGUGUUUAUUAUAUAAUUUUGAAAAAAUAUAGAUGAAUUAAGCAAAAUGUCAAUAUAGACAUUUUAUACAACAUUUAAUGUGCCUCAGGGUGAUUAUUAAUGUGUUAUUAUCUUUAUUAUUAAUAUAGUAUCUUCAAGACUAAUAAGACACUCUUAGUGAUCUUAAUGUGUACCUGCAUCCCAGCACAGUGUGUAAGUUUACUUAGGUACAGGUACACAUAAGUAUAAUUAUCAGAUUAUAUAUAAAAUAUGAAAUGACUUUAAAACACUUGAAAUUUUGGAAAGUUUCCAAACAUGAUGGAGAUACAUGGUGCUCACGGAGAAUAAACAAACUGAAUGGCAUGCACCAUUUUUGAAAGACGGGGAGCCGUAUAGAGAGUUUUGGUCAUAAUUUGAAAUCGCCAUAUUAGUGGAAUGCCGUAAAGUGGGGCUCUACUAUAUACAUAUAAAAUUUAACACUGGCUAUCUUGCACAGAAGUAGGGUGACAUAAAAGAAAUGAGAGGAAACACAUUCACCAUCAUUCAGUCACUAUCUUGCCAUAAGCAGGUGUACUUCACAGUUCAGAUGACUGAAUUGCAACAUCUUCAUCCCUCCAGUGUGGGCACUGUAUUUUCUACCAAGUCCAGCUAACUGGUUUCCCUGAAUCCUUUCAUAAAUGUUACCUUGCUCACACUAUAGCAGGAUGUCAAGUCAGAAAAACCACUUUUUGAAGUAACAUGUUCACACAACUUGCUGGAUGCUCAAGCCUCUAGCUCUCAAUUACAGUGGAACCUCUACUUACGAGUGCCCCAACGUAUGAGUUUUUUGAGAUGCGAGCUUCAGAACACCUCCACUAGUUGGCUUAGUGAACGCCACAACUGCUCAGCAGUACACACAUUUACCUCACCAUGGAAGCAUUUCUGUGUUUUGUGCAGUUAUUUUGCCAAAUUUUUUUUUUCUAACCAUGGGUCCUAAGAAAGUAAGAACAAAGGACAGUGCUGAGAAGAAAAAGAGGAUGAUGUCUAUGGAAUUAAAGCAUGAAAUCAUAGAUAAACACAAGCAAGGUGUGCAGGUUGUGGACUUGGCCAUGCAGUACCAGUGUAGUACUUCUACAACAUGUACGAUACUAAAGCAGAAGGAGUCAAUAAAGGCUAUAGCUCCAGCCAAGUGAUAGUGUAGCAAGUAAAUCAGUGAAAAGUGAAGUGGAAAACAAAAUAAUAAAUUGUAGCAGUUAAGUUCAGCAAUCAAGUGUAGCAUUCAGAGUGUAGAGCAAGUAAGUUAAGAGACAGACAAAGCACAAAACAAAACGAACUCCUUUAAUAUUGUUGUUGGGGUUUAGAGGGCCACUGACAGCAUAUACCGCUCUUGCCUAUCUUUUCCACCCUCAACCUCUGCCAGCAUCUGUUCUCCAAGGUAAAUAUGUACACUUUAUCAAACCAGUUUAUUUCUUAUUUAUCAAUACAUUGUUUCAGUGUUUUCCUUAUGAAAUGUGAUAUAGUGCAGUUAGCCUCACAAACACUGUUUUCUCUUAUAAGACCUCAGAAGGGAAAGCAUGGGAAGAUAUGGUUAGAGCGGGAAUGGCUGCCACCACUCGUCACAUAAUGACAUAUUUUAUUCAUUCUAGAGUAUAUAUUAUGUUUCUAUGUUAUUUAUAUGUUUAUUAUGUCAUAUUAGAUCAACUUUGAUAGAUAAAUAAGCCUUAGAGUUGAUAUUAGCAUUAUACUGAAGUAUUUUGCCCUGCCUCCCAAGAGCAGGGCAGCGCUGUAUAGCCCUUGUGGCUUAGCGCUUCUUUUUGAUUAUAAUAAUAAUAAUCCCAAGAGCAGGAAUUCCUCUGGAAUGGAUUAGUAGCUUUUCAGUUAAUUAUAAUGAGAAAAAUUGAUUUGAUAUAUGAGCAAAUUGAGUUAUGAGCUAUGUCACGGAACAAAUUAAACUCUAAAGUUGAGGUUCCACUGUAUACUUCCUUUAACCCCCCCUCCCUCCCUGGGACAACUCCUACCCCUCCACCUUAGAUUUAUGUAGCCCCUUAGUAAUCCUGUCCUGCUCCAUCUUAAAUGCCCAAGCCACCUUAAUAACCCCUCCUCAGCCCUCUGAAUUAUACCUUUAGUACCCCUCAAGGGCAGCUCCUUGAUGUUGGUGAGGGGCUCUUGAUCUAAGGAAUUUUACCUAGUGCUCCAUUUCCUUGAACCAAGCCUGAAUGCCUUGUAUUACCCCAGGCACUGUAUAGUCUUGAAAGGUUUGACACUUUCCCCAUGAAUGAAAAAAUUUUCAUUAUUUACAGGAUAGAAAUUCUGUUACCAUUUUAUAUUAUAAAUAAUGAUCAUGUUAUCUAAUGCAUGGGAAAAUAGUUACAUGUGAAAUUAUUUUAAGUGAUAACUACUGUGGGUUUAAUGCUUAGUUUUGAUUAUAACAAUAAUUUAGGUAAUAACAGCCAAAAUAAGAAUAUCAUUAAUGUAAUUUUUAAACCCUUUCACUGUCCAAACCCCCAAAAUUAAUAUUGCUCUUAGUGUCUGCUUUAAAAAAAAAAAAAUGAAAUAAA